CCUCUCAUUUUCGCUCUGACAAUGGUAUAAGAAUGACAAAUUGUCAUUUGCUAUUUAACUUUAUUAACGAAGAGGUUAUCAUCAAGAAAUCUGUCAUUUUUUAUUAUAUAAUUAAUAAGCAGAAAAAAAUAAAGAUUAGCAAUUGCGCAACUGAAUUGAAGUGACUCAUCUCUAAGAUGUUUUCAAGUGGGCCGAACUACACAAAGUUAAAGACACAUUUACGUCUAGCGAUUAACCGGCUAAAAUUACUGGAGAAAAAGAAGACUGAGCUGGCGCAGAAGGCACGUCGCGAAAUUGCUGAUUAUAUUGCUGCCGGGAAAACGGAGCGCGCUAAAAUCCGAGUGGAGCACAUUAUCCGCGAGGAUUACAUGGUGGAGGCAAUGGAACUGCUCGAGAUGUAUUGCGAUUUGCUGCUUGCACGUUUUGGUCUCAUUCAGCAAAUGAAAAAUCUCGAUGAUGGUCUGGCAGAAGCAAUAUCCACUAUUCUUUGGGCAGCACCCCGUAUCCAAACAGAUGUGCAAGAAAUUAAAGUGAUAGCAGACAUCUUAACAUCCAAAUAUGGCAGACAAUAUACAGAAGCGUGCCGAGAGGAAGCAAUUCAGACAAUAUCAGAAAAAUUGAAGCAUAAGAUGAGUGUGCAGUCGCCUUCAAAAUUGCUCGUGGAAAAAUAUUUGAUCGAAAUUGCUAAAAAUUACAACGUGGAGUAUGAACCAGAUCCACAAGUGAUGGCAGAAGCCCAGGAUGCAAUGUUAAUAGAUAUAGCUAAUGGAGGAGAAUCAAGAAACAAUUUAGAUACUGCUAGUGGAGGAAUACCUCAUCCACCUGGUUUUAUAGGUUUUCCACAGCCACCUUUGUUACCUGUGGAUCUUGGGUCUCACUCAAAUGUAGGAUUCAGAAAAGGUCCUUUAUCUAUGGGAUUUGUGUCUCCAACAUCCCCUUCAAGAAAAGAUCAGAAUACGCCUUUCAAUCCUGCUUCAUAUUCUUACAACAUACCUUUGGAUAAUGCUAACUCAAAUAAACCGGAAGAUUUACCACCACCAUACCAAUCUGAUUUUCCACCUGAUUUAAACAAACAGUCGGACGAAAAACCGAAACCUCAACCAAGAUCUAAGAUGCCAAUGAACAACUAUCAGCUCCCAGAUCUACCGGCAGUACCAACAGAAAACAAUGAUCCGUCUGUAAAUCCUUCCGAGAAUGAUGAUAUUGAUUUCGAUGAUUUGAUGAAGCGAUUUGAAGAUUUAAAGAAAAGGAAGUAACGCUUAUUGUAUAUAUGAUAUUCGAAAGAUUUAUUAUUUUAUCAUUUUAAAACGAUAAUGAUGUAUUUAGUAUGUCUUUUAUAAAAAAAGGCCUAUUAUAUAAGGUAUAUAUGCUUUUGUGAUAAAAAAAAGUGAAAAUAAUAAUUAUCUAUAUGAGAA
Nylanderia fulva is the source of this 1415-nucleotide messenger RNA. NCBI's taxonomy places the organism in Eukaryota, Metazoa, Arthropoda, Insecta, Hymenoptera, Formicidae. The record is from RefSeq and is a predicted model, not a curated record.